GACUACGUUUUGCAGACAUCACAGACCAUAUAGAUGGGUAUAAACGUGAAUCCAACAAGAAGACAUUCAUUGUUACUCUCCUUGAAUCUAGGGUUCCUCUUUCUUCUUCUUCCCUUGAUUCCAGUUUCUUUCUUUCUCUCUGUUUCAUCGGUUCCCCCUUGAGUUUCGUUUGGAAUCGUUCAAGCUGAAUCGGUGAUUUCUCCUUCCUGGUGUGGUUUGGUGGAAAAGUCAUCUUUCGAAAAAUGACUAAUUCCACAGAUUUCAUGGUGGAAAACAACGCAGUCUUCACCCCGGAGGAAGAGAGACGCAUCGUCUCGGAGCUGACCACGGAAUCCGAGGAUAAUCUCAAGGAAGCAAACUUGUAUUUCGUCAUCUCCAAAAGGUGGUACACAAGCUGGCAGAGGUAUGUUGAACAACCAACAAACGAGUCUUCUGAAGCUCCAAGGCCUGGACCUAUUGAAAACAAUGAUAUUCUCGAAAGCGCCAAGGCAGAUGACACUAGUAGUGAUCCACAGCUUCGUAGAUUGCUGGUUGAAGGGGAAGACUACGUUCUUGUUCCUCAACAAGUUUGGGAAAGACUUGUUCAAUGGUAUAGCGGAGGUCCUCCAAUACCAAGGAAGUUGAUCUGUCAAGGGUUUUACAGUAGGAGUUUUAGUGUUGAGGUGUACCCACUCUGUCUUAUGUUGACCGAUGCAAGAGAUAAAAGUACAACCACAAUACGGUUGGGAAAACAGGCCUCUAUAAGGGAGCUUUAUGAGAAGGUUUGUGCUAUGAAAGGGGUCUCCCAAGAAAAGGCUCACAUCUGGGAUUACUUCGGUAAGAGGAAAGGCAAACUCUUGGAUCCUUCAUCUAACAAGAGCCUGGAAGAGUCAAGCCUUAACAUGGACCAAGAUAUUCUUCUUGAAGUUGAUGGGUCCUCGUCUUCUCAGUAUGCUCUGGAGCCUUCAAGAUCGCUUGUUACGAUUGCUGGAGGCCCAACCCUUUCUAAUGGUCAUUCCACCACCUCCAAGCUUACUCUCUUUCCAAAAAUCUCUUCUGAAGAUGAUUCUCCAAGUAUUCUGGGGAAAGGAGAGAGGGGAGGAUUAGCAGGAUUGAGUAAUUUGGGAAACACCUGCUUUAUGAACAGCGCUCUUCAGUGUUUGGCACACACACCUCCCAUUGUUGAAUACUUCUUGCAAGAUUAUAGUGGCGACUUAAAUAAAGACAAUCCUUUGGGAAUGCGCGGGGAGCUUGCUAUCGAGUUUGGUGAACUGUUGAAGAAGUUAUGGUCAUCAGGAAGGAAUGCAGUUGCACCCCGCUCUUUUAAGACAAAACUGGCUAGAUUUGCUCCACAGUUUAGUGGCUACAAUCAACAUGAUUCUCAAGAGCUACUUGCUUUCUUAUUAGAUGGGCUGCAUGAAGAUUUGAAUAAGGUGAAACGAAAACCUUACAUUGAACUUAAGGAUUCUGACAAUCGUCCGGAUGAUGAAGUUGCGGAAGAGCGUUGGAACUAUCAUAAGGCCCGGAAUGAUUCAGUAAUAGUUAAUGUCUGCCAAGGCCAAUACAAGUCAACUCUGGUUUGUCCAGUUUGUGGAAAAAUAUCAAUCACUUUUGACCCCUUCAUGUACUUGUCUUUACCUUUGCCAUCAACCCUCACGCGGCAAAUGACAGUUACAGUGUUUUAUUGUGAUGGUAGUCGUCUCCCGAUGCCCUACACUGUGACAGUGCCUAAACAUGGAUCAUGCAGAGAUCUUAUUACUGCAUUAGGUACUGCUUGUUGCUUAAACGAUGAUGAGAGUCUUUUACUUGCAGAGGUGUAUGACCACAAGAUCUUUAGAUAUUUUGAAAAUCCCGUGGAGUCACUUAAUUUGAUAAAAGAUGAGGAUCGUAUUGUGGCGUAUCGGUUGAAUAAGAUGCAGAAAGGAACAGGAAAAGCAAAACUUGAAAUCCUUCACGGAGGGCAGGAAAGGUCGGUUCUAGAGAGUGUUAGAGGCAGCAGGGACAUAAAGCGUUUUGGGACUCCUUUUGUCACUUAUGUCAACACAGAACUACUAAGUGGAUCCGACAUUGAUGCAGUGAUCUCUGGAUUUCUGUCCCCGCUACACAAAGUUCAAGCCUCAUCUAAGAUUCAGAACGGAAGAGAGAACGGCCACCUCCCUAACGUUGCUGUUGACGAAACAUCCGGAACUAUAUCAGAUAGAGAUACUGAGAUGGCCGAGGCAUCUGAUAGAGAGUUAACCUUCAGGAUCUUUUUGACCGAUGAGCGUGGUCUGGACUUGAAACCACUUAAGUCUGAUUCUCCUGUGAACCCUGGUAUAGUUACAAGGGUGUUGGUGGAGUGGAAUGAGGGUGAGCAUGAGAAGUAUGAUUCCAGCUACUUAAGUAACCUUCCAGAAGUUUAUAAAACAAGUUUCUCUGCAAAGAAGACAAGGCAAGAAGCGAUAUCUCUGUUCUCUUGUUUGGAGGCAUUUUUAGCAGAAGAACCUCUAGGACCAGAUGAUAUGUGGUUUUGUCCGGGAUGCAAAGAGCACAGACAAGCUAACAAAAAGCUUGACCUGUGGAAGCUGCCUGAUGUUCUCGUGUUCCAUUUAAAGCGGUUCACGUAUAGCAGAUAUCUUAAGAACAAGAUUGAUACGUUUGUGAACUUCCCAAUUAACGAUCUUGACUUGAGCAAGUACGUGAAAAACAAGAAUGGCCAGUCAUACUUAUAUGAGCUGUAUGCAGUCAGCAACCAUUACGGUGGACUUGGUGGUGGCCACUACACUGCCUACGCUAAGUUGAUUGAUGACAACAAAUGGUAUCAUUUCGAUGACAGUCAUGUUUCAUCCGUAAAUGAAUCUGAAAUAAAAAGCUCAGCAGCAUAUGUUUUGUUCUACCGAAGAGUUGGAAGUGGAACAGAGACCCAAUCAGGUGAAAUGUCGACCGAUUUGGAUUAGUCAACUCAUAAUGGGCACAUCAAGAAGUUGCUGCAUUGGUACAAAGAUGCAUUGGUCUAACUCACUCUAUUCUUUUGUCUAUUCAAGCUGGUUGUUUGGUUGAGGUGUUCUAUCUUCAGAUUUUGUGCUCUGUGGAACGGUGGGAUUUAGGUUCGGAAAGAUUGUUUUUGAUUAUUAGGCAAGUUUCUAAGUGAGGGGGUAAUAUUUUUUGGAUAGUGAAUCAAGCGGCGAACAAAUUUAGAGGUGUAGAGAUAUAGUUUGUGAAGAAACCUUUGUCAAUAUUUUUAGUAUGUCCGACUCUGCUAAGAUCUCUUCUUCCGGGGAACUUGGUUAUAAAGACACGUAAAGAUGCUUUUUAACGAUUCCAUUUUUCCCUCUACAAUGCUAAGAAGGAUAUAUUAUUUUGAAGCA
Raphanus sativus (radish) is the source of this 3326-nucleotide messenger RNA. RefSeq names its product ubiquitin carboxyl-terminal hydrolase 10. Gene Ontology annotation, biological process: protein deubiquitination. The transcript has 12 exons. Gene Ontology annotation, molecular function: cysteine-type deubiquitinase activity. The coding region runs from base 243 to 2915 and encodes 890 amino acids. The record is from RefSeq and is a predicted model, not a curated record. NCBI's taxonomy places the organism in Eukaryota, Viridiplantae, Streptophyta, Magnoliopsida, Brassicales, Brassicaceae.